UCCGCGCUCUGCUGAUGCUCAUCCGCCACUUGCAUCAGCACCAUUUCUGGCAUCCUCAUUAGGCAGACGCGCUGAGAGAGCCUACCCACCUCGCCGGAGCGGAGAGAGAGGCGUGAGACUUGUCGCUACAGCAGCUCACAGUGCGGAGGCCCCGCAGUCGACGCGUCGCUGCCCCAGAACCAGCUGAAGAGGAAGCCGUCACAAAGCACAGCUAGCCCACUCUUAGUAAUGGAGAGCCUGUUGGAUAAUCCGAUGAAAGCCGUUCUGUACCUGAAGGAACUCACCACCAUCGUCCAGAACCAGCAGAGCCUGAUCCAGACGCAGCGCCAACGCAUCGACGAACUCGAGCGAAAGGUGGAGGACCUGAUCGGGGAGAACCGACAGCUGCGGGACCCCCACCUCUACGUCCAGCAGCCGCCCUCUCAGCAUCACCACCAACACCAACACCAACACCACCACCCGGCUCAGCGGAGCGCCAGUCCCCAAGCGCCGGCCCACCUCCAUCAGCACCCCUUGAGUGUCACCAAGGCAGCGGCUCACCUUGGCCAGCAGCUGCCGCCGCCUCAGCAGCAGCAGCAGCCGCCUCCUUCUCCUCAGCAACAGCAAAUUGUCCAUCAGACAGCCCAGCCUCAGCAGCAGCACCCGACUCCCCCUGCGCCGUCUUCCCACCACCCACAGCAGCUGCAGCUCGUCCCCACCUCGCCGCAGUCGCCCAAAGUGAGCAAAGCCGGCUCCGAGUCCGCCGAGGACGACAAGAGGAGCGCCUGCUGCAAGUCUCUGGUUCCGCAGACUCCAAGCACUCUGUGCCGCUCGGUUGGACUGGCCAGGAAAGCAGACAACCAAACAGUUCUUCACCAGUUCUGCUGCCCAGCGCCAGAGGCCCCUGAGGCGGAGACCUCCACUGCCUUUGUCCCCAGCGAUGAACUUUCCCUGGACUCAUCUGUGGGGCAGGAAGGGAAGGGAGGUGAGGGGGAGCCGCAGGGUGAGGACCAGUCACAACCAGAACCAGAACCACCACAGCAACAGCCGCAACAGCAGGAACAAAAGCCUGAACCCCAGACUCUGCCAUCACAGCCCCAGCCUGAGCCAGAGCCCCAGGCUGAACCUCAGCCACAGUUGGAAGUUGAACCCCAAUCCGAACCUGAACCCGAGCCUUCACCAGAGCCUGAUCCUCCGCCCCAAGAUGAGUCUGUGACCAAUGCCGUGCCACAGGACCCUCCUGAAGCCCCGUCGCCUUGCCGUGAGGAGAAGAUGGCGGUUGAGGCAGAGAAUCACAAAUCAGAGGAGGUUGCUGAGGCAAAGACAAGACAUGAAAGAGAUGAAGUGCAAGGUGAGAGCGGCGAAGGCCAGCCAACGCAAGGGGAAGAGGACGAGGAAGAGGGAGGAGCAAAAGGAGGCGGUGCAGGCAGAAGGGCCAGUCUACAUCACACAGCCUCACCCCUGAGGGUGCAGCGCAAUGGGGCCGGAUCACACUCCGCCUCCUCUGACUAUGAGCUCUCACUUGACCUCAAAAACAAGCAGAUCGAAAUGUUAGAGCACAAAUACGGCGGCCACCUCAUCUCUCGCCGUGCUGCCUGCAAGAUCCAGACUGCCUUCCGCCAGUACCAGCUCAGCAAAAACUUUGAGAAGAUCCGCAACUCUCUCCUGGAGAGUCGCCUGCCCCGACGCAUCUCCCUGCGCAAAGUCCGUGUGCAAAACACAGAGGGGUUCUCUGCUGAACGGGCCCUGGCAGAAGGCUGCAACUUGGCAGGCAUUCCUUUGGUGCGCUCGCCGUCUUUGCCCGCCUCUGUUGGCAGCACGUUGACCGACCUGGAGGACUCCUUCACAGAACAGGUCCAGUCACUGGCAAAGUCUAUUGAUGACGCACUCAGCAACUGGAGCCUGAAGACCAUGUGUUCGCUGCACGAAGGCGGCGCCUAUCAGUUCAGCACCGACUCCUUCAAUGCAGCAGCAUCGGCCGCUUCGGGUGUGGAAGGGAGCGGCGAAGGUGGUAGUGUGGGACAAACAGCAGUUCAUCAGAGUCCAGUUGACCCAAAUGACCUGUCAAGAAGUGCAAGUAAGCUGAUGAUGGCCUUCCGGGAUGUAACAGUGCAGAUCGACAGCCAGAACUUCAGAGUUUCAUCCUCAGUCAUGGAAUCAUCAACCUCAGUCACUCUUGGCAGCUGUAUUCAACAAGGGGCCUCCACCUUUGUAACAACCACUUCCUCAACCACAAACUCCACACCAGGCCCUCUCACACAUGGACCAUCAGAUGAACCCCCACCUCCAGAGGCCCCCACAGAACCAAUAGAUGCCCCACCACCACCUCAAGAGCCCCCACCACUCCCGGCAGAGACAGAAAUAGAAGAAGAUGAACAGGAAGUUGAAUUUCCUGCCCCUCCCCCUAGUGAAGAGGAGCUGAGUGAUGAGAUCCAACCUCCUCUCACCCCCCUUGAUAAGAUGUCUGCCAUUCAAAGUUUAGACGAGGUGGCACCACCACCACCGACUGAGCCCGCUCAUGUCCCCAUUCUUCAGGAGCCCACGCUGCCGAGGAGCUCUCCUAUGGUGGAGCCUCUUGACGUCAAGAGAUGCGGCUCAGAGACGGCGGACAACAGCUCGGAGCAGAUGAGCAGCAGCAGCACGUCGACGGAGGCGCGCUCGACGUCUGAGGCCUCAUCCAAAGAGGCGCUGCAGGCUAUGAUCCUCAGCCUUCCACGCUACCACUGUGAGAAUCCCGCCAGCUGUAAAUCCCCCACGCUCUCCACCGACGUCAUGCGGAAACGCCUGUACCGGAUCGGCCUCAACCUCUUCAAUCUAAACCCUGACAAAGGCCUUCAGUUCCUGAUCUCCCGCGGUUUCAUCCCAGACACGCCCAUCGGCGUAGCCCACUUUCUGCUCCAGAGGAAGGGCCUCAGCCGACAAAUGAUUGGGGAAUUCCUAGGAAACAGCAAGAAGCCGUUCAACAGAGAUGUCCUGGAUUGUGUGGUGGAUGAGAUGGACUUCUCAGGCAUGGAGCUGGAUGAAGCACUGAGAAAGUUUCAGGCCCACAUCCGUGUCCAAGGAGAAGCCCAGAAGGUGGAACGUCUUAUUGAGGCCUUCAGCCAGAGGUACUGUAUGUGCAACCCUGACGUGGUGCAGCAGUUUCACAACCCAGACACCAUCUUCAUCCUGGCCUUUGCCAUCAUCCUCCUCAACACUGACAUGUACAGCCCCAACAUUAAGCCAGACCGCAAGAUGCUGUUGGAGGACUUCAUACGUAAUCUGCGAGGUGUCGACGAUGGAGCAGAUAUUCCCAGAGACAUGGUGGUGGGCAUUUACGAAAGAAUGCAACUGAGAGAGCUCCGCUCAAAUGAAGACCACGUCACCUACGUCUCCAAAGUUGAGCAGUCCAUAGUAGGGAUGAAAACGGUUCUCUCCGUCCCUCACAGAAGAUUAGUGUGCUGCAGUCGACUUUUCGAGGUAACAGACGUCAACAAGGCACAGAAACAGGCGGCGCACCAGAGGGAAGUCUUCCUCUUCAAUGAUCUCAUAGUGAUUUUGAAGCUUUGUCCAAAGAAGAAGAGUUCUGCCGCCUAUACUUUCUGCAAAGCUUUGGGCCUACUUGGCAUGCAGUUCCAUCUUUUUGAAAAUGAAUACUACCCUCAUGGAAUCACAAUCCUCUCCCCUUACGGCUCAGACAAGAAGCAGGUGCUCCACUUCUGUGCCCAAAGUGCAGAGGAGCUGCUCAAGUUUGUUGAAGACCUAAAGGAAUCGAUCGCAGAGGUGUCAGAAAUGGAGCAGAUACGCAUUGAGUGGGAGCUAGAAAAGCAGCAAGGAGCCAAGACACAUUCAGUUAAGAGCAAUGGGACACAGCUAGAGCUGCGCAGCAAACAGGGCUCGCUAUCAGGAAACACAGAGAUAGAUGAAAGAAGCGGACACAAUGCAGUUGAGGUGUCAAUUCACAACAGGCUUCAGACGUACCAGCUCAGCAGCAGUGCGGCUCAGAGCCCCGAGAGCGCGACCCUUCUUAACAGCCGUGGGGAGCUGCUUUUCCAGCAGGGGUUAACACAGGGGCCGGUGCCUCCACCUCAGCACCCGCGGCUGCAUUCCGCGGCGAGCACCCCCGCCCACCACCUCCCCAUUCAGCUGCAGCACCAACCCGCCGUGAGCGUGGCCGACCUGCGACCCGAAGCGCUCAUCCAGUGCCAGCGGAUCGUCAAAGUCAUCAUGCUUGACAGCAGCGGCCACGGACGCGUGGAGGCCUUCCUCAGCCAGACGCCCACCCACCACCACCACCACCACUACCAGCACCACCACCACCAGCUGAGCCAGUCUGCGAUGUCCAGCCCCGUCCGCUCACCAGACGGCUCGUACGGCAAUGACGGGCACCAGCCCCCGUUGCCUCCCCCGCCUCCACCUUACAACCAUCCACACCAGUACAUACCCCCGGACCCCCGCCUCAGUCUACACCGGACCCCUAGCGGCUCUCAGAGUAUGUUGUAAAUAAAUCGACACAAAAUUUCACAAAAACCUUCCUUCAGCCGAUUUAAGAUGCAUCUGUACAUAAUGUACAGGUACUGUAUACAUACAGAUGAAAGAGCUAUAAUGAGAAAAUAAAACUCCACUUAUAUGCAUAUAUCUAAAGAAAAUAUUAAAAUAAUAAAGGUUUUAAAUCAGACUAGGAGAAAUAAAGUCCAUCUAUAUAUAUAUAUUGCUCAUGUAUUUUGAAAUUUUAUGUAGUUUUAACAAAUUUCUAUAACUUUUAUGUCAGUUUUAUCUCUUGCAAGGGGAAAAUAGAAACUAUAGAUACUGAAUUUAGUUUGGGGAUGGAUUCUUUCUUCACUUCUUACCACAAAUGAAUCCUUGAAACUUUUUUGUGAUAAUUUCCAGGAAUGGAUGCUCAACACUCCAAGGACCUCCCGCUUCUUGUGUUUUCUUUCUUUUGUCUCAGACCCCACGCCUACUUACUGUGCCGUAUGUACACAUGCGUGUAUAGCUGACGCUUAAUGGAAAACAUGUGCCAAAAAUACAUAUGCCUCCACUAAACAAUGACUUCUUUGCACUUGACUGAAUGCUAAAGCUUAAAGAGAUAAAUACAAAAAAAGCAGAAAAAAUACUUUAAGAUAGUAGUGCUUUCGGGCCUCUUCUAGCCAUUUGCGCUUUUGCUGACUUAUUUAUGUAAUAGACGGCCUCCUUCUCUUCCUCUCAACUCUGCUAGAUUAAGAAAGAAAAUGUUUUUCUGUGAAAAGCUGUUUUUUUAUCCACCUUUCUGUUGUAUUGUGUCUGUAUCACCUAAGAACACUCAGUGGUUGUUUAACAUAGACCAGUGGUUCUCAAACGUUUUAUAGCAAGUACCACCAUAAUAAAGCUUUCCACAUUGACACACAUAAGAACAACAAUACUGCAGGACUUAGGAGUUUUUGAGUUUGAUUAUGUAAUUUGGAAAACUUAAUUUACACUGCAGGCUAAGUUGCAGAAUUUAAUUGUGCCCCAUAUUUAUUUUAAUUUCUCAGACUCAAACUGAAAACAGUCACAAGUAGGUCAGGUGAAGUUCAAAGUACAGCUGGAAAAGAUGUUAAUUUCUGACCAACUGAACCUCAAAGUAGUAGUAGUAGACAUUUUGAAUAAUUUUUAAAAUUUAAAUUUUUAAAUCUUUUAUUCUGUACUAUUUGGGGACAAUCAAACAAUUUAUAGAAUAAUCUUGAAAAACAACUUAAGUAAUCCAAUUGUCAAUAAAUCAGCACAAAUGUACAAAUUUGUAAAUUUGGUUAUUUGUGACGAAGUGGAAUGAAAAACUGCCACUGAUCCGGAUUAUGAACCUAAUGGUACUUGUUUUCCGAUUGAGAAGGUCAGAAAUAUGAAUGUAACCAAUACCAUUUGGAAACGAGAAAGUUGAAAAGGUCUUAUGUGAUGAUUCCUGUGCAGUUCCUUGGUAAUGGCAAAACCUUUCCAUAGGCCAUCAGUUAUGAUAUGAUCAUCUUAUAUUAAUCUUAACUGAUAAGAGGCAGAAUUGCUUUCUAAAUGCUGACAGAUUUAAACUUUUUCUUGGGUUUCUGUGCUUUUCUGUUCAUUUUCAGCAUGCCUUCAAUUCUUAUCUCCUUUGUCAUUCCACUUUAUUACACAUGUCUAAUGCGCUAAUUUGGUUAGAUUUCUUAGUUAGUGCGGAUUACAUCAUCGACAGCCCUGUUAUUAACAUUUACUAACACUGUAAGUAACCAGUAACUUGGUCUCUCACAAUAUUAGUUAACAAUCUGACUGGUUUUUGAACAUGGAGCUGGAACACAGUGAACUUGCACACUAGUAAGUAGCUACCAGUAAUAGCUACUCUCCUAGUCUGUACAUGGAAUUAACAAAAGUGUUUCCACCACACCUCAAUUUUGAGAUGUUUCUGGAAAUAACUCUACUCAAAUUGCUUAUCUUGGUUACUGUUGGAUUUUUAAUGGCCUACAUCACGUUACUUUGCAAAUUUCCUCGAAUACCACUAAAGGCACUGGUACUUGUAGCAUAGUUUGAGAACCAUGGUCAUAAAUCAUUUAGGAUUAAUAGGAAUGAAAGACAACCAUGAGAAUGUGCUACUGGUGAACCAAAUUCAAUUAAUCCAUGGUGGUUCAUCUUCUUGAAGGCCAUUUGUCAGAGUGUGAAGGAAAUUGGAGUGGGUUCAUACUUUAAAGGGGUAUUAUGUAAAUCUCUUCACGUGUAACAUACUGUAUGUACAACACACUGUGAUCCGCUGCAAUUUUGUCAAAUGUACCCUUUUCAGGAAAUCCUAAAUGAAAUCACGCAAAGAUGCUUCAGAUACAAAUGUUAAAAUCUGUGUUUACAUUGAUUUGUCUUUGUGCUACCAUCGACCAUGUUCCCUUUGGUGGAUUACCGCUUGCUCAUCUGCGAAACUCUCUGCGCUGUACAUUCUCACAUCUCCAAGGUUCCAUCUCGGAUUCUCCUGACUGUUUUUUCGCCCGUCAUGACCUUUCAGACUUGACAUUUUCCAGGAAAAAGGGGAGAGGGGAGGCAAGAACUACAUGUAGCUUCUAUUGCAAAUGAUGGCAUUAACCCUCCUCUUUGUGCUGUUGUCUUUACUGCUUAUAUUAAGAAUGGGACAAAAAGAAUGCACUAUCUGAUCUCUUUCUGUUUCACCUCAGCUUAGAUUGUAAAUACCACAUGUGAGUGGAGUUGGGGAGGACAUGCAAGCUACCUUCAGCCUCUUUCAAAUUGCCGUUGUCCUGUCAUGCGUCCUUCUUGCUGAAGUAGGUCAGCAGCUGCCCGAGCCCAAGCUCGUCCGUCUCUUAAAAUGUAAGCCCCCACCAGGUUCCGUGGAAUGGAUGAUCAGUUAACUCUGCUCCCAUCUGACCUCCAUAUGUCUGAUUUGUUGAUUUAUAAUCACACACCCAGUGCGGGAAGGUCUCUAUCUCAUCAUCUUUCUGUCCUUUUCCCCCGACUUUCACCUUGUGAAAAGACGGUGGAGGGGAGGGAAAAAAGUAGGCUUGUGUUCCAGUAGGCAGAGUUGAUGAGUGUUCAUUCUCAACAAAUCCAUCCGCCCCGUUGUUUCCAUCCCACUGAUUGCUUUUACUGUUGUUUCAUAAUGCAAUGAGAGGAAUUAGCACUUUCAAAAUGAAUGAAUAGCUCCAAUGAUUAGUUUAAUAUUUUUACUGGCUUGGAACACACUUUCAACAGUUAUGUAAUGAAUUUUAGCAGAUUACGUUGAGUUCUAAUGUUUUGGAUUAUACACUGGUUUAUGAUGAUUGUACUUGUUUGUUUGAGACAACUUUUAGAUAUAAUAGGAUGGAUCUUUUUGUUCUUUUUUGGUAGUUUUUUUUCUUUUUUUUUUUUUAUUUUUUUUGUACUGCAUGGCAUUGGUUUGACAAUGUAUUGAUUGAACCCUAAUUCCAAAAAGGCUUGAACUUAACAGGCAUGAGUGACAUGUUUAAGAAAAGUGAUGUUUUUGGUUUUUAAUAGGUAACACCCUCAAAAGACUCAAACAGUAAGUUUCAGUGCCUCGUGACAGAGCAGUUGCCUGUUCCAUGUUCCCUUUUUGUUUUUAACCAACCCGUUCUUGUUCCUCAGUUUGAGUAUUGUGUGUUUCAGGAAUUUCGGAGCACAGAUUUGACAGCUGGGCAAUAAACAUGAACACGAGAACACGAACACGAGGUUGGAUUUGAGUGAAAAUUUCAAUGUAGCAUUUUGAAAGUGUAGCAAAUGGAACUUGUAAGGAAGAAACUUUCAAAAGGGCUUUGUCAUACCAGUGCACACCUUCAUCAGCUAAUGACGAAUGGAUCUCGACGGCCUGUCAAUCACUGUGUUUGCUCAAUACCAUGUAGAAAGGUGUAGAAAUGGAGGACACGUUUGAGGCUACACAGGUGAAACCAUCUUUUUCCUCAGUUGAAUCAUUCCUCUACCUGUAUUUACAGUAUAUCAACUUGAAAUUAAAGAUUAUUUAAGUGAAUUCACCAA
Molecule: messenger RNA, 8406 nt
Organism: Gambusia affinis (western mosquitofish)
Lineage: Eukaryota; Metazoa; Chordata; Actinopteri; Cyprinodontiformes; Poeciliidae
Gene: iqsec3a
Product: IQ motif and Sec7 domain ArfGEF 3a
Exons: 14
Coding region: 229-4461 (1410 amino acids)
Biological process (GO): actin cytoskeleton organization; regulation of ARF protein signal transduction
Molecular function (GO): guanyl-nucleotide exchange factor activity; protein binding
Source: RefSeq, a predicted model, not a curated record